UUAUUUAAAAGCAAUGUAUUUGAAAGGUGUUAUUUAUAAAUUAUUGGAUGAAUAUGACCAUGCUAAACAAUGUUUUGAAUUUGUUGUUAACAAUGAAUCACGUAUUGGUCGCGAGUUUUCAUUACCGCCGCAAUCUAUGCUUGAAUUGGGUUUAAUUGAAGUUAUACUCAAUAAUAAAGAUAAAGCCAUUGAACUGAUCAACAAAUGUAUUAAUGAUUACUCGGGUUAUACUAAUGAUGUUUAUGUUCACAUCCGGGCAUUUGCUGGACUCAGGAGUUUGGGUGUCACUACUGAUAAACAAAAUGAAAACGACAACAAAUUGGAAGACUAUAAAAAACAAUGGCUAAGGAAUCUGUCGCUCAAAGAAAAGAAAUAUAAUAAAGUGAUUGAAGAAGAAGACACUGUCGAUAAUAAACAUAAUUCAAUAUCUCAAAUACUAAUUGGAAUAACUAAACCUAACUUUAUUGAAAAUGAGGAUUUAAUUAACGAAUAG
Messenger RNA from Oppia nitens, 493 nucleotides. RefSeq lists its product as uncharacterized. The record is from RefSeq and is a predicted model, not a curated record. Gene Ontology annotation, molecular function: protein binding. The transcript has 4 exons. NCBI's taxonomy places the organism in Eukaryota, Metazoa, Arthropoda, Arachnida, Sarcoptiformes, Oppiidae. The coding region runs from base 14 to 493 and encodes 159 amino acids.